Molecule: messenger RNA, 4656 nt
Organism: Oncorhynchus keta (chum salmon)
Lineage: Eukaryota; Metazoa; Chordata; Actinopteri; Salmoniformes; Salmonidae
Exons: 10
Coding region: 317-2938 (873 amino acids)
Source: RefSeq, a predicted model, not a curated record
AUUCAGCGAAAAUCAAUUAUGUUUGUACGGCGCCUCUGAACUCAUCCAGUCUCAAGGGUUGACUCCCCCACGUGAUGAAACAGCAGCUACUGUACCUCUCAAUGAUGGAGUCUGAAGAGGCAAGGAUAAAUGGUCAAAUGUAGGAGCAGCGCCAGUUUACUUGAAAACAGAGUCGACCACGGUUAUUUCAAGGUAGAUAACCGAACUAGCCAAACCUAAUCGGAUAAUCGCUUUAGGAUCCCACCUUGUGCACUGGACCGCAGCCUAGAUCUAGUCGGGUACCUGGGGAUGCGAUGGGAGAGCGAGUACCGCAGAGAUGAUGCGUUUUGUACUGGAUUGCUUGCGGACGCCAAGGCAACGGGCACCCUGCAGUGAGAGGGACCAGGACUUUGUGGAACAGGACCAGGGUGUCAUUCAGAAGACUGGAGAAAUCAAAGACCUGCAGGAUGCAGUGCAGCAGGAAGUCAUUGAGCUGCAGGAGCAGCGGGGCGACCGCCAGGAGCUGGAGGAAACCCUGGAGAAGCUGGAGCAGCACAGGGUGGAACUGGAGGAGCAACUCAAACUGACCAGGCUGGAGUGCGUCCAGGAGAGCCAGCAGAUCCUGUCCUUGCAGGCGGAGGAGGUGGCCAGGGAGACAAAGGUGGAGGAGUAUGAGCGGGAGCUGGCCAGGGCCAGGAGGAAACUCAAACAGCUGAAGAUGGAGGUCAGAAAGGCCCAGGGGAAGGUGGAGGAGGCGGGUGAGCGCACCAUUCCUCUGGAGGAGUCCAUCAGCCAAUCAUACGAGGAGAUUUUACAGGAGGAGCAGACGUUCAGUACACUGAGGAGUGAGCGGACGGGAGAUGCAACACUGCCAGACCACCAGCAAGUGGAGUCAAACGACACAUCUCCCAGCAGCCUCAGGACAGAGGACGGAACUCUGGAUGUACCCGAUGUACCAGCCAGGUCAUGGGGCAGGAGCCAAUCACUGCCUGUCUACGCUGAAAUCCUGGCAAACCUUGGGUGCGCAGCUCGCGCUAAGGACGGAUUGUCUUAUACACAAGAAGAGGAGGAGGAGACACCUGUACCAAGCACACCAAAGCAGAUAGAUUUUAAGGGAGAAGAGGAAGAGAAAGUGGAGGAAGAGAAAAUUUCCCAGACACGAUCCACCAGUAGCAUAGCAGUCGAAGAUCUAGACUUCUACCACCCCGACCCCUUCAUUCACUGUGAAUCUGAACAUGACCUUUUCAAAGAUGACGACUUCUUUGCCAAUACAGAUAAAUCUGAUGAUGACCCGUUCAAAGGCACGGACCCCUUUGCUGCAGACAUCCUCUUUCCAGAGGGGACAGAGGAGCCAUAUCCAUCCACUGACCCUUUCCCAGACACCCCUGCCUGCCUGGAACCUGGAUUUAACGAGGACACAGACAACAGCCUCUCCUGCCCUGAAAACAAAGCCUCUACCGGCACCCAGUGCUUUGAGUCCGAGUUCCCCGACGAGGAUGAAUCUAGUGACAUAGAAAUAAGUUACAGCAGGGAGGAUCUGGACACUGUUCACACGGACACUGUUGAACUCUCCUUCGUUGAGCCCAAAACCUUGAUCAUGACCGAACGCUUGGGUUUCAAGCCCAUCUACACAGCUCAAACCUGUUCUUUGGACACUGAAUUAGAUGACGCAGAUGAACCCGGCUUAGCUUUGGGACGCCAACCCUUCAGUGAAUCAUCCCGGGCCAACACCUGGGCUGCCGGGCCCAAUUUAUCCACCGAAUCGGACCCUAAUGGAUACGAGUUUAAUAUCAACGCAGUAUCCCCACCUUCCGACAUAGAAGAGAUUGACAUCACUCUUGGAUCUAUACAGGUUGGCUUUGACGUUGUGUGUGACUCUUUGGAACUCAGCUACCCUGUUGGGAUUCAGGCCUGUGACUCAGAACCUGCCGGAACAGGUGGAUGCGACCUUCCUGAACCCAGCCCUCCUGUGCCCAUCCGCCCGGUCCGUCCACCUAGACGCCUCAAAGGGUCAGCUGUCCUUGUAGAAGAGCCAUACACUCCCAAAGCUGAACGCUGUGAUCCAGGUCCUUCCAACCGCUCAGCUGAUUCAGAGCUGGACAGUGCUAUCGGGAUGGACCCUCUUAUCAGCUCAGCUGAACACAACAGUAAAUUCAGCUUCAGCAACAGUCUCGAGCUGAACUAUGAACCCAGUAGUCAAACUUCGUACAACUAUGGAUUCAAACUCAGCCCUGAACACCACAGUGAAGAGAUUCUGGAUCCUUUUGGCACUGAACUCAGCGAUGAAGAGGCCGACAACCAAGCCUCAUUUGAUCUGUAUGAAUUUGAGCCUACCGUUCAACCUGAGACCCAAGACAAGUUCGACCCUUACGAGUUUGGACAAAAGCCUCAUGCCACCAACCAAGACACAUUUGACCCCUAUGGUUUCAAACUCGUAAGUUUUGAGACUGACAACCAAGCUAUUGUCGACUUACACAGCGGUGAUGGUAACAACCUUAAAGACAACAAUAACAGAACCAAACGGGACCCCUUUAGCUUUGAUUUCAGUAACGCAGCAUCAAUGGACCAUUAUAGUUCAGACCCCAGUAAUACUGCAACAAUGGACCUCCUAGGUCUGGAACUCAGCAGAGCCAACAGUGUUGCUGAGUCAGACUGUAACAAUCCUACAGUGUCUGACCCAUUAGGAACAGUACAAACCAUGGCAACUGAAAGCAACCUGUUAGACCUGGACCUUGUGUUUGGAAGCAGUAGUUAUGGAAACCCUGAGGUCGCCCCUGAGCUCGACCCCUGUGAGCCUAGACAGGGAAACCCUGCUGGUCCAGACAACUUUGCGUUCAGAGCGAGAGACACCGCCCACUCCGAGUCUGUAGACAUCAUUUCUGACUGGAUGACUGUUAAGACCAACUCCAGGGAGUCUUUCGGCCCAGUCAACUCCCGCACACACAGCCUGGACAAAUGAACCAUUCCCUGGGAAGAAGUCACCAGUCUGGCCAUGAGUCUACUGCAGUACAGCCCAACAAUGAGGAAGUAGAUGGAAAGAUAGCAGGUGAAGGAAGGAAUGAGAGAAAGGAGUCGCUUUUCUCCAACCUGGCAUGAUUCACCUUGACUCCUAGUCAAGGGUUGCAACAUUGCAUUGAUUUAAAAGGGAUUGAUAUGUUCAUUGAAAAUCAUAAUUUGAUCAUUCUAAUUUAUGAGUUAUUAAUUGGUGAUGGUUGUUUUGCAGCUGUAAGGCGUUGGUUCAUUCUAUACCCUGUUAUAGGUGCAAUAUAGUAUUUCAUCUUGGUCAAGAUAUAGGUAGAGGUGAGAACAUACAUUUCCAUAUCCCGAAGAACCUCAAGUUUUAAUAGCAUGAAAACGAAAGGAUUUAUUAUCCUGUUUAUCUUGAAACUCUUUAACCAUCCAUCCUUUAUCAGAAAUAUAUGAGAUGCCAAGGGAUAGGGUAAAGGGUGGAGUGAAUCAUUUGGAAUUGAGCUUUCUGGAAAUACAACCAAUCAUUUUUGAUGGAGGUGAGCAAACCAGGUUGGUAGAAUGCAGGGUAUGAGCUUCUUUAUGUUCAUGCUUUAUGAGUCAACUGUAAAUAAAUCAUUGAAUAGGUUUUAAGUAAAGCCAACUGUGGCCAAUACAAAUGGUUAAAAUCAAAUCAAAUGUUAUUUGUCACACACAUAUUUAGCAGAUGUUAUUGCCGGUGUAGCGAAAUGCUUGUGUUCCUAGCUCCAACAGUACAGUAGUAUGUAACAUAAAUAUAUGAAACAUAAAUAUUUAAAACCCCUUGGACCUUGCACGCCCGAUUUUCCCUCCUGGUUAGCUAUUUAAUAUUCUACCUACCAAUGUGACAUGGCGUGAGCCAUACCUUAAACAAAUGUGUGUCUAUGUAUAUACAUGUAAAUCCGUAUGUACUUUCUCAGACGCCCUUGGGCCAGUAAUACAUAGAUAAAUGUAGGGAACUAAAAAGUGAGUGAGUAUCUGAUCUUACAACCAUACUUAUAAUAAAGGGGCUCUACUCAUUCAGAUCCGCUUUAGCCAACAUCCACAUAGUGGUUGUUUUGGCGGUGUCUGAGGUAGAACUGUGUUAGAGCUGUGAGAUCCACAAGCAGCUCCUGGCAUUAUACCUAAAGCGGACAUUGCCAUUGGCUGCACAGAGUCGCAUUAAGAUUAAUUCCAUGCAGCCUUGUUUACAAGUAACAAACACUAGAACGUGAGAUGUAAUCUACACCUCGAUUAGGCUGGUAGAAAUCCUAAUUUUGUUUAAUGAUUUUGAGCAUCAUUAUUUAUAGAUAUACACUUCCUUGUUCUGAACGUCUAACUCGAGUGGGACAAUGAUCAAGAGCAGCUGCUCACCGAUUUGACAGCAGUUACUCCUUCGACACCGCCAAAACAUCAACUGUGUGGGUGUCGGCUAUCGCCGAUUAACGCUUGAUCUGAUUGAAUCUUGGCCUUAACCUUUCGUCCAGUUUGCAAAUAUCUAUCGUUACAAAAUGGAUUCCCAUUUUUGCAUACUGGUACUGCCAAUAUAACACGCCAUAUUAUUUGUACAAACUGUCUUUAUUGCAGUGAUGGGGAAUUGCAAAAGAAACCCAAACAGAAAGAAUCUAGGCCCAACUGCAUGUAACACAUUCAUUAUCAGCUACAAUGCACAGUAAAACAAAUUAAAAAUACACAAGCAAUCCUGCCUGGUCA